AUGUACACUCUCAACAUCAUGCGUCGAAUACCCAAACGUGGCCUUUGCUAUGUAGAGCCCAAGGAUGGGAACGACAACAACUUCUGGUCGUCCGGCGACCUGACCUGGUACUACAAUUACCUCUCCACACCGACCGCCGCGCUACAGAAAACGAAUCUUCAAUUCGUCCCGAUGCUAUGGGGCGCUCAGAUCGGCAACACGGACAUGUCCUUCUACAACUCGGUCAAGCAGCAGAUCCAGGGCGGCGCGAAGAUUCCGUAUGUUCUGGGAUUCAAUGAGCCGGAUGGAUGCGCAAAUGGCGGUUCCUGUGUGGAUGCGCAGACCGCGGCGGAGACGUGGAUUCGGCAGAUGGAGCCGCUGAAGAAAGAGUUCAAUAUCUCGCUAGGUGCGCCGGCGGUGACGAGUGCGCCCACGGGGUUCAACUGGUUGCGGAAUUUCUUCGACCAAUGUGCAGGAAGGUGUAAUCCGGAUUUUAUUCCGGUUCAUUAUUACGGCAGCUUUGAGGGUCUGGCUUCACACAUGGGGCAGGUCAACGCGACGUAUCCGAACAUGACCAUGUGGAUAACUGAGUUCGCGGACCCGGGCGUGACAUUGCAACAAAGUCAAACCUUUUACAACCAAUCCGUGGAAUACUUCGAACGGCAGCCAUACCUAACACAUUACGCCUGGUUUGGAGCAUUCCGGUCAUCCGUUUCCAACGUCGGACCCAACGCGGCUUUUUUGACGGGCAACGGCCAAUUGACGGACAUUGGUGCCUGGUAUCUCGGCCGACGAGCGACGGGCAAUGUUCCGACAACCAACGGGGCUACAAGACAUAGCUCCGCAUUCGUCGGAUCCAUCGGUGUGGUCCUCGCCGCGGCUCUGUAUGGUCUGGCGUGA
This is a messenger RNA of Dissoconium aciculare CBS 342.82, 879 nucleotides long. RefSeq names its product glycoside hydrolase family 128 protein. The transcript has 5 exons. The record is from RefSeq and is a predicted model, not a curated record. Gene Ontology annotation, cellular component: fungal-type cell wall. Bases 1 to 879 code for a protein of 292 amino acids. Gene Ontology annotation, biological process: fungal-type cell wall polysaccharide metabolic process. Lineage: Eukaryota; Fungi; Ascomycota; Dothideomycetes; Mycosphaerellales; Dissoconiaceae.